GUCUAAACAAAGCACUGACGCGUUCACCGGUAUGCGCAGUAUCCGGUAGAUGAACAAAUCCUCCAUAUUGGAUAAUGUGUUAGCAUAUUGUAAACUUUUCUAAAUUCCAGUAAAAAGAAUUCACAUUUUUGGCCUUCCUAGAUCACCUCUGAAGUACCCUGAUGCCGAGUGAUGCAAUAGAAAAAGAUCGACCUGGCAAAGUAUUUGUAGGUGGAUUACCAACAGAUGUAGACGAAAAGGCUUUAGAAGAAAAAUUCUCAAAAUUUGGCCGAUUAACAGAAACAAUUUUGAUCAGAGAUAAAGGAAAUAAUAAAUCUAGAGGAUUUGGGUUUGUCACAUUUGAGAAUCCAUUGGAUGGUGAAGACGCAGUGAAGACUUUGAACGGACAGGAACUUAAGGGCAAGACUAUUCACGUAGAGCAAGCGACCAAACCACACCGAGCAAGGGUGAGUCGCAACUCGUCUGACAGAAAUAAAGCGCGUAGCAGAUCUCCUGUUAGAAGACGUUCACUAUCUGACAGAGACAGAAGGAUGAGGGCACCUAGGCCAGGAGGCCCCACAAGGGGUGGCAGUUCAAUGGGGCCCCGUCGGGGAAGUGGUGUUGACAGACGCGGUGGAGGAGGUAGCUACAGAGGAAGCCGAGGGGCCCCUAGGGGUCGUGGAGGAUACAGUGGUGGAAGCUCAUAUAGUUCAUAUGGCAGGGAUUCAUUUGAGGACCGCAAACCGAUGCCCAUGAAGAGUGGACUAGACAGAUCUGAAAGACCAAUGUUUGGGUCAGGCCCUAGAAGGGGACCUCCACCAUCACACGACAGUCCACCAAGGAGAGGAGAAGGGGAUAGGUAUGCAGGGAAUAAUUUUGAUAGAAUGGACAGAAUGGACAGGAUGGACAGACCAGAGAGGAUGGACAGAGGAGCACCUCCCCGAAGAGACUCGUAUCCAUCACCCACACGGGAUUAUGGUCGAGGGCCUCCUGUUGACAGUCGCAUGCCCCCCAGUCGUGGCUCAGCUAGAGAUUAUCCACAGACCUCACGAGAUUACCCUCCUCCAGCUAGGGAAUACUCACCACCCGCCCCAUCCAGGGACUAUCCCUCCAGGGAUAGCUACAGCAGCUAUGAUCGAGCUCCUGGCCCCAGGGAAAGAGCCCCGCCACCGGCACGUGACAGAGCCCCUGCCAGCACGAGCUAUGAAUAUACCAGAGAUUAUGGAAUGACAAGCAGAGAUUCAUACAAUAGUGCUGCCCCCAGUAGGAGUAAUUUUGGAGCCCCUAGUAGAGACACAUUACUGACACCCAGAGAUGAAUACAACAGUGGUCGCGAAUCGUUCCGAUCAGAACCAGCCAGUAGAGACUAUGGACUUUCAAGUAGUUCCUAUUCAAGAGAAUUCAGUUCAAGUCGAGCAGUAUCUUCCAGAAGUGAAUAUGACCGGGGUCCUCCACCAUCUAGAGAAUAUGAUUCGUACAGAGAAAAUGGACGCCAAAGUGGUCCACCAUCACGACCAAGUGGGCCUCCAAGCCGAGCUUUCAGUAGUGCAAGUGGUUCAGGCAGAGACAAUGGAAUGUCUGGAAGACAGACCUCCUCAAGAGGAGGACCGUACAAUUCUCCCACGUCACAUGGACUCCCCCAAUCUCGGGGGCCACCCCAGAGGGGGCCACCAAGUGGUUCCCGAGGAGCCCCUCCUAGAGAGGAUCGGGGCAGAGAUGGAUUUGGGGCAGGUAGUAGGCGCCCACCACCAUCGGAUUCACGAGGACCCCCCAUGAAAAGGCCACGCCCGGGCGUUCCAUCAAGGGGAGGUGGUCCACCCUUCAGACGUUGAAACAAGGAUUAGUUUUAGACUAGGGAAAUUAAGAAACAUUAUGGACUUCAAGAGUUCAAAUUAUGAUCACACAAACUUUAUUGCGCUCUCUAUUGACUCUUGAAUAAGACAUUUUAAUUCUUUUUAUAUACAUUGUUUUUAUUACCAUGGUCAUAAUAAGUAAUUAUGGAACUUUUACUGAUGUUUGUUCAGUCCUAUGAUCAAACAGUUAUGUGAAACAAACGGAAACCCAAGGAGUUCAUAACAGAGAAGGAAUAAGUAACGGACGCUGCAUCUUAAAUGAUGAAAUAUUCUGUGUCGGUUAACUUAAUUUUAUAUGUAUAAACUGUUGUAACAUUUACCAUUCAUUAUAAAUCUUGUAAUUGUCAAAACUCAUUAUGUAGUGAAGGAUUAGAAAUAAAUGGAUUGUCUUCGUGUACAAACAACCGUUGUUAUAACCGCUCGUCUCAAAAUGGAAACAUCAGCUGUUACAAGGAGGAUUGCAGCACUGGAAAACAAGAAAUGAAAUAUAUUGGUAUUGGAGAAUUUUUUAACUACCGCAAAGGAUGAAACAUAAUACGUUUUAGAAUAAACUGCCUGAAAAUAACAUAUUCAGGUUACUUUGUAACAACGAUAUGACGCAUAUGACAAAGGAAGUCUAGUAUGGAUUUUAAUAUUUUACAGUACAGUUACUGAUAUCACAAGCAUAGCACAUCGCAGGAUAUUGCAACUCAUUCUCAAAUACAGCGUCCAUCAUCAAGCAGCUAAUUCUCAAAUUGUAUGCCUUGUCCUGAAUGAAGCAAGUUCAUCCUGCAGUAUUCUCGAGCCCACAUACCACAAAUAAUUACAAAGUUGUAUCAUAGACAGGGUUUAACAUAAGCAAAUUCAUAAUUUUGUACUAAUGCGCCAGUUUGACAUUUUAAUUGGCAAUGUUUCUUUAGAUAAUAUUUUUGGAACACAAAAAUCUUGUUUUGUAACAUUCAGAAAUUUUAAAAUUCAAAGGGGGAAAAUCCUAGGAAAAAAUUUACUGUUAAAUUAAAACUGUCUGAGCACGAGAAAUUAUUUUCCAAUGAUGAACACAGAAAAUUAAGUGAAUGAUACCAUGUAUCAUAUAAAAAAAUUAUAGAAAAAGAACGCUCUUGAUAAAUACCGAGUCGCCAUCAAAAUGGCAACGCUGCGUGAGGAAAGUCAGAGAAUAUUGGCAUUGUCUUUGUAUUGUUUUGGCGGACUGCAAGUAACAUGCGUCUCCAUAGGACAUAGAGCAUGAGUUAUAAGCUACAUGGAACAAACAAAAAAGGAAAAAAUCAUCAGUCGAUACUAAUCAUUGAUUUCUAGAUGGAAAAGAUAUAAUGAUUUUGAGGUAAGUAUGUACCUACAGUAUGUGUAUUUGGUAAUUUGCUGUAGCAUUUUCGUGAAGUCAUUACUUUUUACAAAUAUGAAGUUUUCAUUAAAUCUUUGACCUUAAAAUCUCUCAUAGUUUCUAUUUAAUAGUCUGCAUUCCUGUUAUUUUUAUCCUGUAAAAUUCAAGAGCAUACUUGAUCUGAAAUAUUCUCAAGCUUCUGUUGCUAUAUAGCAAUAUUAAGUAACUUAUUCUAUUAAAAAUACUUUAUACUUCAUUUCUAUGGUACUCGAAGAUUACACAUAUUCUGUAAAACUCUGCAGAUUACUUAUUUCAGCUAAGUAAUGUUUUUAUCUGCAGUAUAAUUUGUAAAAUUGGCUCAAUUUUUUGCUCAACAUGAAAUGUUAUUCAUUUUACAUAGUAUCUGAAUAUUCGAAAGCCGGAUGUUAAUUAAUAAUGCGAAAAUAUGCAAACAUGGGUAUGGAAUCCAAAUAGAUAUAAGUAAUCUGCAGUUUUACUUUGCAUAGUUAAGGAGAAAAUGUUCAGCAUUUUACCAAAUACUUAUAUGCAUCAUCAAAGGGUGCUGAAACUCUACUUCAAAGCCCUGGAAGAAAAAUACUGGAUGCUUAAUAAACCAAGAUCGGAAAAUGACUGCAUAGUUUUGCAACUUGAAAUUCUAAAUUU
Messenger RNA from Pecten maximus, 3813 nucleotides. RefSeq names its product RNA-binding motif protein, X chromosome-like. NCBI's taxonomy places the organism in Eukaryota, Metazoa, Mollusca, Bivalvia, Pectinida, Pectinidae. The coding region runs from base 162 to 1811 and encodes 549 amino acids. Gene Ontology annotation, cellular component: spliceosomal complex. The record is from RefSeq and is a predicted model, not a curated record. Gene Ontology annotation, molecular function: RNA binding. Gene Ontology annotation, biological process: positive regulation of mRNA splicing, via spliceosome. The transcript is spliced from 13 exons.